ACGUAACUCAAUGAUCUGUACGAGAAAUCACUCCUACAAAUCUUAAAUCGAACUUAACAUUCUAGUUUCGACAGGAAAAAAAAUUUGGUGGAAAGAACAACACUCGGUUCAGCGCUGUUUUAUCAGAAAUGGAUUAUGGCAAUGUCGACAGGAGAGAAGUGCAAAUAAGCUAAGGUGACCUAUGCUUACCUGUCCAUCAUGCGAGCCCAUCCUUCCCCGGAUCAACGUUGGAACCAUUUUAGGUAUUACAUCGUCGACACCAUACAGCCAUGUGCUUUUCAUGAGAAAGUCACGAGCCGUCCCUGUGCCAGGGUAUAAAGGUUGGAAUGCCUCUGACUAGAGUCAGUGAUCCUUGUCGAGGCAAGAUGAAAAUCAAGCUGUAUAUACUCUUCGUACUUCUGGCUGCUCUCCCUGUGUUCUGUGUCGGAGCACCGGCGGCUGCACCAAAAGUUGAAAUAGCGCUGUACUACGAGUCGCUGUGUGGAGGAUGCAGGCAAUUCAUAGAGACGCAGUUCUAUCCAACAUUUCUGAAGGUUGGCCAGAUCAUGGAUGUGACCCUCGUGCCGUAUGGAAAUGCACAAGAGAGUCGCACCGGAGAUGAAUGGCGUUUUACAUGUCAGCACGGAGAGGCAGAAUGCGUUGGUAACAUCAUCGAAACAUGUGCUAUUUCUAUCCUUCAGAAUGCAACAUCUUUCUUUCCUUUCAUCCACUGUCUGGAGUCGACCAUCGCCGAAUACAAUCCAGUAUCUGCAGCAGAGCAGUGUGCAGGGCAACUAGGCAUUGAUUUCUCCUCUAUUGACAAGUGCCAAUCGGGUGCCCAGGGAAAUGCCCUGGAGCAUGAAAUGGCUCUGAAGACCAACGCGCUCAAUCCUCCCCAUUACUUUGUUCCAUGGAUCACGCUGAACGGCAAACACACCGACGAAAUACAGAACAGGGCCACGUUUGAUCUACUAGGACUUGUGUGUGACACCUACAAAGGCACUAAACCUGAUGCCUGUCAAAAGAAAGAGUCUGCGAUUUCUCGCUGUUAUCGGCACGCGUAAUGCAAAAGGCAUUUAAGAAAGAACGCUUUCAUAGGAAUACUUAUGAACUCAAUUGUAAUUUCAUGGUUAACCUGUCUAAUUGCCUUUUUCGUGGAAUUUUAUGAAUUGUGCGAUCCUUUUUAAUAACUAUGAACUGCGUCACGCAACGAUUGACUACUACAGGUUCGUGUUACCAAGCGAUUGCGUCGUGUUUUAUCCCAAGCGCUUGAAAUAGAAUUACGAAACUUGAUGCAACAUGCAAAAAUUCCUCUCCACAGGCAAAAAUAUCGUUUUGUAAUCUCGAAUCCUUUCCAAUGUUAACCUGAAUGGCUCAAUUUUGCAUUUGGAAUAAAAGCCAAUGUAAAGAAAGAU
Molecule: messenger RNA, 1394 nt
Organism: Stylophora pistillata
Lineage: Eukaryota; Metazoa; Cnidaria; Anthozoa; Scleractinia; Pocilloporidae
Product: gamma-interferon-inducible lysosomal thiol reductase
Molecular function (GO): oxidoreductase activity, acting on a sulfur group of donors, disulfide as acceptor
Source: RefSeq, a predicted model, not a curated record